Fusarium odoratissimum NRRL 54006 is the source of this 3505-nucleotide messenger RNA. RefSeq lists its product as uncharacterized. Bases 618 to 2960 code for a protein of 780 amino acids. The transcript is spliced from 3 exons. The record is from RefSeq and is a predicted model, not a curated record. Lineage: Eukaryota; Fungi; Ascomycota; Sordariomycetes; Hypocreales; Nectriaceae.
CUCAACCUAACUUUAACUUAUCCCUUUCCUACCUAUUCCCCUUCCUCAACUAUUCAUCGUCAACUUGACAAUCUCUCACUCGUUGAGUUCAGUUUGCUCCUCGAUGGAUCUCGGUCUCUACACAACUCGUACAACUACCUCUGAGUUAUCCUCCCUGGGCCCCCGGCUCUAAGAUUCCAGAAUCAGAUCCUCAACCAACCAGGGUGUUGGUCUUGACUCUCCCAUUCCUGCUUCCCGACGCCAUCCACUUCAACUUUACCUGAGGUGACCUUAAUUUAUUUCAUCUCACCUCCCAAGCUGUGGCAGUGGCUGUACUAGUUAGUCUUCUGCCUUGCCUUACCUCACCUUAGCCUCAGGUAAUACCCAAGGUAAUUAAUUGGCAACCUGAGUUGCGACCAUUGACGCGCAAGUCAACUCACUUCUUUUCUUGCAACUACCUAAACUCGGUUUUUGAUAACGCGCCAUCACCUAAUUCUCUGUCUCCCGUUUUUCUUUCUUUCUAAAUCUCCCCAACGGUCAACCCAAUUGCAUUUUCAUCAACUGAAGCCAGUCAACUAACGACAACUCUUUCGCGCUCCAGUAUAACCAAGUGAGAUAUUCCUCAAGUCGCGCGCGUCAUGGAAAAUACGGACAGUGACAAGCCCAGGCCGGUUGCGCCGCCUGAGCCCAUAUCACCCGCGCUCUCUUCUGGUGCUCCCAAGCCGUCAACUUCUGGAGCUGCAUCACCAGCUCGUGUUCCAACGCCAGACUCUGCCCUCGUCAUAAAGGUUAAGAGCCCUUUGGUUGAGAGCGCGCCUGUUAACGUUGCAACAACCGGUAUAUCUGCUACCCCAGCGCCCAGAGCCGCAUCACCACCAGCAGCCAUGCCGCCAUCACCAUUACCAAAGGCUUCAACUCCAGCUCCAGUUACUAAGGAUCGCGCUCCAUCACCGGCGAACGCGCAUUCACCUAGUACUGCUAAUGGUAAGUCACCAGUUGCUGCUCCGUCUGCCGCUAUAAGCGCAUCACCAAGACAGACCAACGGUCGCAAGAUUUCCAUCGGCGACGCAGACGUUGAAAGCGAGCUAAGUGAGCCGGCGAGCACUGUACAUUCUCCGUCAGGGGUCGACUUCAACGAACUUGAGGACGAGAUAGUAGUGGGCGCUCGCACUAACGGUAUUCGCAAGUCGUCACCUCUUCGGCCAGCAUCUGAAGCCGAUGACGAGAUUAUGGGAGAUGCUGAGGAUGAGCCCGUGGCUUCCCACUAUCCAAAGAGAAAACGCAACUCUAUUUUCCAUGACCUGAGUGAAAGGAAAAUGGAGCCGGUGAGGUCUCUCGCUGACGAACGACAACCACAAGCAACUACAACGAAGAGCAAGCCUCCACGUUUAAGCACCGGAAGUGUCAAAGGCGUCACCAUAGGAUAUUGGAGAGACUCAGAGGCUCCUACAGUGGAUCUUAAACAUGCCGUCAUUGGUUUCAUCGAUGUUCGCGAGCGAUUACGGACCCGUAUCCAGCCCACCACAUUAUCUGGAGAAACGAUAUCAGAUGAAUACCCCUUGCCACCAGGACCUGGCGGAAGUUGGGUAACCUUCGACAAGAUUGUGUUUUUGGAUCAUCUUGUGGGCUUAGACCAGCUACAGGUGAAGGAGUAUGUCAAGAUCCGCGCCGAAGCGAUUGGGACAGACGAGCUUGAGGGAGAGAGAGUUGCUGCUGAGAAGGCUGCCGUCAAAGAAGCAGUCCGUCGGGCCAAUCUCAACUCCACUGCCGAGCACGGCACAAAUCUACCUCAGGUUGCUUAUGGAGUUGAUCUUCCCGAACACUUGCAACAGAAUCGCGAUGCCAAAAGGAGGAGGACGAGCGGAGGGUUUGCGCCAGCCAAUCCUCCUCCCUCAAAUGGCCCUGUCAUUGAACACACUCCCAUUCAGCCAGCCCCCGGUGGCCCGCAACCUUUGCGACAUACCGUCGAUCCCCUGCCCGGCACCAGACCUACCCGAAUUCUUAUUGGGCAUUGGGCAAAGUCCAACUCGCCGGAUCCUCGUGAUCGCCAUGCAGUAUACGGAAUCUUGGGACAGAAUGAUAUGUUCCGCGUUAAGCUGGUACGGGAGACGCGCGAUGGACGUUUCGUGGAAGGAAACUUCCCCGCUGGGGCUGGCGCACUCUGGAUCGCAUACGAGGAAGUUGCAUUUGAGCCGCACUUGAAAAACCUAGCACGGAACGAGAUCAAGGAAUAUUGCCGUGUUCGACAGUAUCAGAUAGACAUGGGAGAGAAAGAAGGGGAGCGAACCUCAAACGAGACCAAAGCUGUUUAUGAAGCACAGGCAAGGGCCGCGGGGACGAAUUACAAGGCGCCUGCUCCCUUGUCUAUCGCACCCGCUCUACCCCGUCUUCCAGGCGAUUAUGGCGAAGAAUCUGAUCAGACAGGGCGAAUGGGAUAUGGAGGCCAUGAGUUGCGUCAGAGUCGCCGCGUCGAGGCCGCCAGAGCCGAAGCACGCCAGUCAUACAUAGAUAUUGACACUCCUCCUCAACCUGCGCCAGCUCCUCGCCAAACCACGGGCAGGACAUCGUUGAACAACAAUGCGAUCGAAAGAACAUCGGCUCUAGCGGAGCGUGAGAUUGCACGCGUCGAGCUCGCUCAGGAACGCGCUCAUCUGCAAGCAGCGAACCGUGAACGUGCAGCAGCCGCAGCCGCUCAGGCAGCCCAAGCCGCUGCCGCGAAUAUCCCUGGCAUGGCCGUUAACGGGCGGCAGCAAUUACACGAGCGGGACGAAAUGCAACGCCUCAAUAAAGUCUGGGCGCGCCAGGAAAGCCUCCGACUAAGAACAAAUGCCGAAGAUGCAAAGAUGUACGCCGGGGUGAAGUAUGAACGCAAGACGCAAGGCCCAUUUACUGGGAAACUCGUUUCACAAGGCACCAUUAUCAAUAUCGACGGCGAGGACUACAUUGAGUACCGUGUCCUCGCCAAGCCGUCGUUCUUCUAGAAUGAUGAUUGAGCUGUAUGGGCACUGGGGCUCAUCCAUCAGCUCCGACGAAGUGAGGGCUUGAAAGCAGAAACAAAGCCCGAUACAUCACCGACUCACAUUACCUUUAAUAUUUAUCUACACAUCACCUGCAGCAAGACGCCUUUGUUUCAGGUUCAACCUCUGUAUACCAUGGGAAAGGAGAAGACUUUUGACAAGAUGUUGAGGUUUUGAGCAAGACAGAAGUUUGGGGCUCUACAGAAAAGGACUCGGUCCACUUGCACUAGAAUGGCUCUUGAUGCUAACCUUUCUUUUCUUUUCUUUUCUUUUGUUACUUUAUACCUGAUGGUCGUGUUUCAUCAUACUAUAGGUCAAGGUUGGGAGGUGGAAUGGAUGUGUCUAGCAGAUUAGACUCCGCGGAAACGGAGAGGAUGGUGUUUGGGGUCGGUGUGCUGCGGAAUUAUACCCGGUAUAGGCAGACGGUAUUACAUUGCUCUUGUAUGAACUAGAUAUACUUUUUAUUUUUAUUUUUAAUUGAUGCUCUGGAAGCAUGUACUGGACUGGAC